This is a messenger RNA of Leptinotarsa decemlineata (Colorado potato beetle), 1460 nucleotides long. RefSeq lists its product as uncharacterized. The record is from RefSeq and is a predicted model, not a curated record. Gene Ontology annotation, molecular function: nucleic acid binding. Gene Ontology annotation, biological process: DNA integration. Lineage: Eukaryota; Metazoa; Arthropoda; Insecta; Coleoptera; Chrysomelidae.
ACUGGGACAGCAUUAUGUGGCAAACCAAGUAACUGAAGAAAAAGUAAAAGUUGCAAUACUGUUGAGUUCCGUAAGCCAGACAACGUUCAAAUUGCUAAAGGACCUUUCUUUCCCGGAUACCCCGCAGAGCAAGUCUUUUGAACAGCUGAACACCCUAUUGAAGAAGCAAUUCUCCUCAUCGAGAAGUAUCUGGAGAGAGAGAAGGAAAUUUUAUGAAAUGACGCAAGGUGUGCUGAGUGUAGCGGAGUGGUACGCCAAGAUACGCAGUGCUGCCACACUGUGUGGUUUCCAGGAUGAUCUGACGAGGGCUCUGAAAGACAAGUUCGUCACAGGAUUGGCUCCUGGGAAAAUCCUGGAUCGUUUGUGCGAAGAAGGGUUUUACAAAUUAUUAUGCUAGAUUUAUACCAAACUUAUCCAAAAUUCUUCAUCCUAUUUACCAGUUGUUAAAAAAAGAUCAUGUUUUUAACUGGACAGAUCAUUGUGAAAGUAGUUUUAAAAAACUGAAAGAAAUAAUUUCUUCUGACACAACUUUAGUGCACUUCAAUCCUAAAUUUCCAAUACUUGUUACAACGGAUGCAAGCAGGAAAGGCAUAUCUGCUGUUUUAAGUCACAUCAUUGAUGGUGAAGAGAGAACCGUUACAUGUGUGUCCAGAACUCUUUUACCAUCAGAAAAAAAUUACAGUACAGUUCAUAUUGAAGCACUGGCAAUCUACUUUGCAGUGAACAAAUUUUACCAAUAUGCGUGUGGAAAUGAAUUCAUUUUAAGGAUAGAUCAUAAACCACUUAUAACAAUCUUUGGUGAACACAAAAGCAUUCCUCACAUGGCUACUAGCAGACUGCGACGAUGCGCUACAUUUCUUUCCAUGUUUGACUAUGAAAUCCAAUAUAUUAAAGGAAACAAUAAUCCAGUCGCUGAUUAUUUAUCCAGGAAACCCCUACUACCAAAAGGAAAUCUGGAGAAUUCAACUGACAUCUACAUCAAUUUCACCGAAAGAACAGAAGACUGGCAAGUAGAUAAUGCAGAAGUACGACGUCAAACAGCCCUUGAUACAGAACUCCAGAAGGUAAUUCAAUACAUGAGAAAGAAUAGAUGGCCGAAAAAAAUCGACACAGUGUUGAAGCCAUAUUACCACAGAAGAAAUGAGCUGUGUGAUGAAAACGGAAUCCUAACAUGGGGGCACAGAAUCAUUAUUCCAAGAAGUCUGAGAGAGGCACUGUUAGUGGAACUGCACACAUCACAUUUCGGAAUGGUGAAAAUGAAAACCACAGCCAGAUCUUUGUUAUAUUGGCCAAACAUUGAUAGGGACAUUGAAAACAUGGUGAGAUCGUGUUCCAUAUGCUCAGAAAACAAACAAGAUCCUCCAAAGGCUCCACUGACAGCCUGGCCUUUGGCAACGAAACCUUUCGAAAGGGUGCAUAUAGAUUUUUUGGGACCUAUAAAAGGGGGGAUGUAUNAAUGA